CCACUUCCUGUUUAUAGACCAUCAGCGCUCUCGCAAAUUUUAUGGGCAGUUGUAGUUUCUCAGUGUUUGUCUAAAUCCAGUUUAUCGCAGUUUCGUGUUUCAGUGAUACCUGUCGUAGUUGCGAACUUCAACAAAUGAAUAUGUUGCCUUCAUUUUCCAUGGAGACGUGGGCUCUCUUAGUUUUGCUUUUAACGCUCUUGAUAAUAUAUGGGACAUGGCCUUAUGGAUAUUUCAAAAACAUUGGCAUUCCGGGACCCCGGCCUUGGCCAUUCCUGGGGUCAUUUGGAUCAAUGGCGAUGAAAGGUUUCCACCUCUUUGACCAACAGUGUUUCCAAAAAUAUGGAAGAAUGUGGGGGAUCUUUGAGGGCAGAUCACCAGUGCUGAUGGUUACAGACCCUGGGAUGAUAAAGGCAGUUAUGGUCAAGGAGUUUUACACUGCCUUCACUAAUAGAAGGAAAGACGUACUGUCUGGACAGUUGGCUGAUGCACUGACCGCUGUCGAGGACGAAAAGUGGAAGAGAAUCCGAACUAGUCUCUCUCCAACAUUUACAAGUGGACGAAUCAAAGAGGUGUUUCCUAUAGCUGGAGAAUAUGCAAACCGUUUAAUAGAGUACUUGAAAAAGCAAAACUUAAAUGAAGCAAUUAGUAUGAAAGACAUGUUUGGUUUAUACAAUAUGGAUGUUCUGACCAGUACUUCAUUCAGUGUAGAGGCUGAUUCCAUCAACAACCCAAAUGACCCCUUAGUUGCCAAUGUAAAGAAACUGAUGAAUUUCAGCCUUUUCAAUCCAGCCUUUGUUAUGGCCAUGGUAUGUCCUUCAAUGGUUCCUCUUAUGGACAAACUUGGUAUCAGUUUUUUUUCAAAAUCGCUAAUGGACUUCUUCUACAGUACUCUUCAAAAGAUUAAGGAGCAGCAUGGGGAGGAUGACCGCAGAGUGGACUUCCUGCAACUCAUGAUGCGCUCCCAAAUUUCAAAUGAGGAAGCUGAGAAAAGUAGUGAGGAUCAACCUGUUAAAGGAUUGACAGAACAUGAAAUACUCAGCCAGUCAUUUCUCUUCAUCCUGGCUGGAUAUGACACAACUAGCAACACUCUUGGUUUCCUUGCCUACAGUAUUGCAAUUAAUCCAGAUGUUCUAAACAAGCUCAUAGAGGAGAUUGAUUCAGUGUUUCCAAACAAUGCACCUGUCACCUAUGAAAAGCUGAUGCACCUUGAGUAUCUGGAUAUGGUCAUCUGUGAGUCUCAGCGAAUGUGGCCAGCUGCUCCACGUCUAGAGAGGAUGUGCAAACAGACAGUGGUGAUAAAUGGAGUCACAAUCCCUAAAGGCACUCUCGUUGCUGUUCCUGUGCCUGUAUUACACCAUGACCCAGAGCUGUGGACGUCCCCUGAGGCUUUCAACCCAGAAAGGUUCAGCAAAGAUAAUAAGGAGAGCAUUGAUCCAUAUGCUUACCUUCCCUUUGGGAUUGGACCUCGCAAUUGCAUUGGGAUGAGAUUUGCUCUUAUGUUGGUGAAAUUGAUUAUGGUACAGCUGCUCCAAAACUUCAACCUGGAGACAUGCAAAGAGACUCUGAUACCUAUGGAACUGGAUGCGCUUUUUCGACCAAAAAAGCCUAUAAUGCUCAAGCUUGUACCGCGAUCUCAUUUAAAUACUGAAGAAUGAAUAUAAGUCCUAUCACAAUAUCGUCCUCCAACUGUUUCUAUUCAUUUAUCUGAUGCUUUUCCAGUGUAAUCAAAUCCUAAUCCAUGCUGCACAAACAUAAAUGAAAGUGACCUGUACAUUAGUAAAAUUACAGUAAGUGCUUAGUUGUUAAUGGCAAUAUUAAUACACACACCAGACAACAUACAAUAAACAUUUAGCCUAUCAA
Molecule: messenger RNA, 1860 nt
Organism: Alosa alosa (allis shad)
Lineage: Eukaryota; Metazoa; Chordata; Actinopteri; Clupeiformes; Clupeidae
Product: cytochrome P450 3A27-like
Exons: 13
Coding region: 135-1655 (506 amino acids)
Molecular function (GO): steroid hydroxylase activity; oxidoreductase activity, acting on paired donors, with incorporation or reduction of molecular oxygen; iron ion binding
Source: RefSeq, a predicted model, not a curated record